Molecule: messenger RNA, 2790 nt
Organism: Panicum virgatum (switchgrass)
Lineage: Eukaryota; Viridiplantae; Streptophyta; Magnoliopsida; Poales; Poaceae
Exons: 4
Coding region: 1588-2790 (400 amino acids)
Source: RefSeq, a predicted model, not a curated record
UAUAUCACUUUUUAGCAGAUUCAAUAAUGAAGAUUUAUAUAAAAAACAUCUCUUAACAAAUAAAAAUAUAUUAUGAUCCAAUAUGGAAUUGGACUCUAACCUCUAUGCUACAAAACUAGAGAGAAAUCAUUGCACUACCGAUUUAAUUUAAGUAGACAAAUAAGUAAAAUUUUAUUAAAUAGCCGAUUGAAAAAAGGAAAAAUUCAAGAAAGGGAAAAAAAAUUUGCUACACCAAAGAAUCGAACCAUUGCCUUGAAGGCUAAAAGCUGCUGCCAAACCACUGUGCCAACGUAUGUAUUGUGUACUUGUUAUCUACAUCGUUUUAUAUAUACAAAUUUGCGCCUCCAAUAAUAUUUACCCUAACCAAAGCAAGUCUGGAUACAUUAUCGUCACUCCAAAUCACCGCCGAGGACCGCCGCCACCGCAACGACGCACACCGAGGCACAACGCGCAUGUUUCCCCGUGCGGGCAGCAGCAGCUCAGGGAUCCCUAAGGCUCCCUAUCCAGGCUCCAGCGCGGCGGGUCAAGCUCCAAGUAAUCCUCCAUCGCGACUCCAUGUCUAGGCUCCAGUGCAGUAGGUCGAGCUCCAAGUAAUCCUCCUUCGAGGCUCCCUAUCCAAGCUCCAGCGCUGUCCAAGGUGAUGGACCGAAGUUGGAUGAGAAAAGCAAAACAGGACACUGCAUAUAAAGAUGGUGUUGAGCACUUUUUGGCUUUUGCUUACCGCGACAUUCCACAAGAUAGUGAGAUACUUUGUCCAUGCAAAAAAUGCAAAAAUAGAUUAAACCUGAGUCAAGAUGAAGUCAGGACGCAUCUGAGAUGUGAUGGUAUUCUUCAAGGUUAUACUACAUGGGUUCAUCACGGUGAGCAUUAUGAAAGACCAACAAAUGCAUUUGUUGAUGUACCAAAUAUGACUCGAAUUUUGGGUACUUCGGGUCCCGUACAAGAUGGCCAGCAUGGUGAAUCAGAUAGCAUGCAAGAAUUGUUAUAGGCUGCAUUGGGAAGGGAUGCAAGUAUGUCUGAAGGUGGAAUAGAUGAUUUUAAUUCAGGAUAUGCAGAUAUGGAACAUAAUGUCUCCGAGAAUCAUGUGAAUGCAGCAGAAGGUGAUGCAUCCGGGGAGGAACAGAAUAUAUAUGCGAAGUUCUUGAAGGAUGCACACACAAGGUUAUACCCUAGAUGUAAAUAUUCUAGUCUGUCAUUUUUGGUCCACUUAUAUCACUUGAAGUGCUUACAUGGCUGGUCACAAGAAUCAUUUACAGCUCUAAUGGGGCUACUAUCUGCUUCCCUGCCUCCUGAAGCAAAUCUUCCAAAGACAUAUUAUCAAGCGAAGAAAAUCAUCAGUGAGCUAGGUCUUCAUUAUGUGAAAAUCCAUGCUUGCCCCAAGGAUUGCAUGCUUUUUCGAGGUGAUUAUGAAAAAAAAUGAUUUUUGUCAUGUGUGCAAGAGCUCUCGUUGGAAAGUUGAUGAGAAGAAGGCCUCUAAAGGUAAACGGAAGGAAAGAAGACCGGCAAAAGUGUUGCGUUAUUUUCCAUUGGUACCUAGGAUCCAAAGGUUAUUUUCAACCACCAUAACUUCAGAUGACAUGAGAUGGCAUGAAGAGGGUCGUGUCAAGGAUGGAAAACUACGACAUCCUGCAGAUGGUGAAGCUUGGAAAAAACUUUGAUGGUAGACAUGAUGAUUUUGCUAAGGAUGCUCGAAAUGUACGCCUUGGUCUUGCAAGUGAUGGAUUUAACCCUUUUGGGAACAAGAAUUUGAAGCACAGUACAUGGCCAGUAAUGCUCGUUCCCUACAACCUACCACCUUGGAUCUGCAUGAAGCAAACAUCUUUAAUGUUGUCAAUGAUCAUCCCCGGACUAGAUUCUCCAGGUAAUGAUAUUGAUGUAUAUUUGGAGCCUUUGAUCGAUGAUCUCUUAGAGUUGUGGAAGGGAGUGGAAACAUUUGAUGCCUCAUCAAAAAAGGAAUUUCCACUGCGAGCUGCACAAUUGUGGACUAUAAAUGACUUUCCUGCAUUAGCUUACCUAUAUGGAUGGAGCACAGGUGGUACAUAUGCAUGUCCUUCUUGUGGUCCAGCGACAAAAUCGUUUCACCUGAAGAAAGGUAAAAAGAUGUGCUAUAUGGGCCAUCGUCGAUGGCUGCCACAAGAUCACCGAUACCGAAGGCAAAGGAAACAGUUUGAUGGCAUGGUAGAGACUGGACUUGCACCAGAAACAAUGAGUGGCACUACUGUAUUGGGAAUGUUGGAAGGCAAAGAGUUUGUGUUAGGGAAAAAGGUACCCACAACGAAGCAGUCCAACAAGGAAGUGGAAGUCGAAAGUGUUAAGAAACGCAACCGUAGUAGUGGAGAGAAAAAGAACCAACCAAAUGGGAGCAUUGGUAAGGAGAAGAAGCCAGAGGAUUGGUUGAAAAAGAGGUCAAUUUUCUUUAAGCUACCAUACUGGCAACACAACAAACUAAGACACAAUCUUGAUGUAAUGCAUUUAGAGAAAACUGUGUGUGAGAACUUUAUCGGUACGUUACUGGAUAUUCUUGGUAAAACAAAGGAUGGACUUAAUGCACGACUUGAUUUAGUUGAACUUGGAGUUCGAGAGAAUCUUCACCCUAUUGUAGAUAGUGAAGGAAAGCAAUCAACUCCUAAUGCACCGUUUACCAUGACUAGAGCACAAAAGGAGAUUCUUUGCUCAAUUGCGGCCACCAUCCGUCCUCCCACGCGCUCCCCCUACUCUUGCUAUGUAGAACACCUGCGCACAUCGACAGCCCCUCAGUUCACCACUAUGAUGCUCUUAAAUAAUAUCUGA